Messenger RNA from Hevea brasiliensis (rubber tree), 2574 nucleotides. Its product is annotated as leucine-rich repeat receptor protein kinase MSL1-like. The record is from RefSeq and is a predicted model, not a curated record. Lineage: Eukaryota; Viridiplantae; Streptophyta; Magnoliopsida; Malpighiales; Euphorbiaceae. Gene Ontology annotation, molecular function: protein binding. Gene Ontology annotation, cellular component: plasma membrane.
AUGAAACUCCGUACUGUUGUGCCCUUGUUGUUCCUUCUCGUUGUCUCUAAUAUUUCAGCUACUACCUCUUGCUAUCAUAACGAAAGAGCUGCACUUGUAAGUUUUAAAUCCUAUCUCAAAGACCCAUCGAAUCGGCUGUCUUCUUGGCAUGGUCGAAAUUGUUGCAGCUGGCAUGGAAUUUCUUGUUCUGAUUCACUCCAUGUUAUUGCUGUUGACCUCAGGAAUCCUAAUCCAACAAGCUUCAUGCUUAAUCUCAACUCACAACUGGUUCCCAUUUCCAAUUCCACAUCCACUGCUCUCCAAGGUAUCCUCUCUUCUUCUCUUUUCACUCUUGCUCACCUCCGUCAUCUUGAUCUUAGCUUUAACAACUUCAGCUUUUCAAGAAUUCCCCCUGGCAUAGCUAACCUUACUCACCUGACUUACCUGAACCUGUCAAAUGCCAUGUUCAUUGACUUCAUUACCACCCAAUUUGCCAACCUUACAUCUCUGAGAUGUCUGGAUCUUUCUUCUUCUUCACCCGUGGAAUUUGACUUUUCACAUAUUUCCUACAAUUUACCAUCUUCAACCCCGGUGCAUCUUCCACCUGACUGCAGUUACUACUAUGGCAGCCAUCUUUCAUCAUCAAAUUUGGAUUGGCUGCGAGGGCUAGGCAAUCUCAGGGUGUUAAUACUUACUGGUAUUGAUCUGUCAGAGGCUCCUAAGUCCUCCCAUUGGACUAAGCCUUUAUUACAACUCUCAAAUCUAAGGUUCCUUCAGUUGUCCAAUUGCAAAAUCUCAGGCACACUACCUAUAGAUCAAUUUAUCAACCUUACUCACCUCUCUGUACUGCGACUGGAUUCCAAUCCUUUUACAUCCCGAAUCCCAGUUAAACUUGCAAAUCUGACCUCAAUUUCAGUCCUUGAUCUUAGCAGCUCAAACCUUCAAAGAACAAUCCCUUACCUUCCACAACUGAGAGAACUAUAUGUAGGUAACACUGACCUCAGGAUUGAUCUAAAAUCAACGUUCUCAGUCCCAUGGGCUCGUUUAGAAACUUUAGAUAUUCGCUCUACGGAUGUUAUUGGACCCAUUCCACCUUCAUUUGCUAAUACGACUUCAUUGGUCAGUUUCAUAGCUUGCAGCUGUUCAAUUCAGGGCUCCAUACCUCCUUCCCUCACAAACCUUUCAAGGUUAGAAGCAUUGCACCUUGAUGCAAACAACUUAGUAGGACACAUUCCACCGACUAUAUCCAACUUGAAAAGCCUUGGUGUGCUUUCAUUGAUAGAAAAUUCUUUAGAAGGAUCAAUCCCAGAUUCAAUCUGUAAUCUUUCUUCUCUCUGGUUUCUUUCUUUGUUGAGAAACUCUGUCUCCGAAACAUUGCCUGAAUGCAUUGGCCGCCUUUCCAAUCUUUGGUACUUGGAUGUUAGAUUAAACUCUAUCAGUGGAACAGUUGAGUCUUUGGCAUCCUUCGUCCAAGGCAUGACGCCAAGUCUCCUGGGCCUUGGAUAUAAUAAUCUAACAGUGAGAUUAGACCACAAGCCAUUUCCAGCAAACUUCCAGCCUAAAAUCUUGGACUUGAGUGAUUGUAACAUAGAUGGUCGGAUCCCAGACUUCCUAUCUAAUCUCACCCAACUUACAGAAUUAUACUUGGCACAGAAUGAAUUGUCAGGAACAAUUCCUCAGUGGCUGUUCAACUUACCACUUCUCAAUCACUUGGAUCUCUCUUUCAACAAAAUACAAGGACAUCUCCCACCCUACAUUCAGCUAAGCUCAUUUGAUGGACCCAGUACAUUGAAUUUAGCAAACAAUCAGCUUCAGGGACCUAUUCCUUCCAAGCUUGAGAAUAUGGAUAUCAUGGACUUGUCUAAUAACAAUUUCACAGGGUACAUGCCACCACAAUUAGGGCUUGGAAGUGCAAGAUACUUAAGAUUAUCAGGAAACAAGCUGUUUGGUCAGAUUCCAGACACUUUUUGUCCCGAAAAGAAUUCUUUGAUGCUCUUGGAUUUAUCCAACAACAGUCUCUCAGGCGCUCUACCUAGCAGUCUGGGACAUUGCACUUCUCUAGUCUUUACAAAAAUUGGGCAGAACAACUUCAGUGGUAGCAUUCCUGUAGGACUAGAGAAGGCCAAAAAUCUCGGUUACCUAGACCUAACAGGGAAUCAGUUUGAAGGGCCUUUUCCGAGUUUCAUUGAAAAUCUUGAAAGUUUGGAGGUAUUAAAGAUGGCAAACAAUGCAUUUUCUGGAAAGAUCCCCCAUUUUGUUGGUGACCUCCAGAACCUCCAUGUUCUUCUUUUAGAAUCUAAUUUCUUCAAUGGAUCAAUCCCUGAAGAGAUAAACAAGCUGAGGAAGCUGCAAAUUAUUGACUUUUCAAACAACAAACUCAAUGGUUCCAUCCCUGAAAGGCUAGAUGGUUUGGGGAUGUUGAGAAAUCGACCCACUGAUGGAUACCUCUUGGUCGUCAUUUCAGUUAUGUAUGCUGCUGUGGAACUUACCAUGGUUUACAAAAGCUUCAUCUAUCAGUAUGAUACGGUUCAUAUCUAUGAUAGUGGCAUAGACCUCUCCCUUAAAACGUCUGCUUUACCCCAGAAACAGAGAUGA